CUGUUUUCCGUUCAUAGACCAAAAAUUAUCGCCGAAGAUUUGGGAGCCAAAUAAGAAAAAUAGAUGGCGGAGAUUGUUCCUACGACGGCCUUCGUGAUCGGCAAGAAGCGCGGCGCUGAGGAGGAGGAGGAUGGUGGCGCCGGCGAUCAGUGGGCCUUGUUGCCCAAGCGGACGACCGUAGGGGAUCCGGUGGCGGCGCUCGCAAGCGCGCGCCAUGAGUUCGGGGAGCACGGCGGGGUUAACAUGUCGAUCGAGGCGUCGGCGACGUUCACGGUUAUGGAGGCCGAUACGAUGCGCCGUAUGUUCUCCGGCGAGCUCGGCCCCGACCGCGAUUUCUUCAUCUACAGCCGCCACUUCAACCCCACCGUCCUCAACCUCAGCCGUCAGAUGGCGGCGAUCGAGGGCACCGAGGCGGCCUACUGCACCGCCAGCGGCAUGUCCGCCAUCUCCGCCGUCCUGAUCCAACUCUGCGGCGCCGGCGGUCACGUCGUCGCCUCCGGCCGCCUCUACGGCGGCACCCAUGCCCUACUCUCGCACUUCCUCCCCUACGCCUGCGGGAUCCGGGCUACGUUCGUCGACAUCGACGAUCUGGAGGCCGUGAGGGCGGCGGUUAUCGAGGGGGAGACCAAGGUGCUGUACGUGGAGACAAUCUCGAACCCGACGCUGGCGGUGGCCAACGUCCCACGUCUGAGCGAGAUCGCGAGGGAGAAGGGGGUGAAACUGGUGGCGGACAACACCUUCGCCCCGAUGGUGUUGUCGCCAGCGCGCCUCGGCGCCGACGUCGUCAUCCACAGCGUCUCCAAGUUCAUCAGCGGCGGCGCGGACAUCAUCGCAGGUGCAAUCUGCGGUCCGGCGAGCCUUGUGAACUCGAUGAUGGAUCUGCAUAAGGGCGCCCUGAUGCUGAUGGGACCCACCAUGAACGCGAAGGUAGCCUUCGAGAUCUCGGAGCGGCUCCCCCACCUGUCCCUGCGCAUGAAGGAGCACUGCAACCGCGCGCUGGUCUACGCCACCCGCAUGCGCAAGAUGGGACUGAAGGUCAUCUACCCGGGCCUGGACGACCACCCGCACCACUCCCUCCUCGCCUCCCUCGCCAACCCCGGCUACGGCUUCGGCGGCCUGCUCUGCCUCGACAUGGUCACCGAGGAGCGCGCAAACAAGCUGAUGCACCACCUGCAGAACACCACGCAGUUCGGGCUGAUGGCGGUCAGCCUCGGCUACUACGAGACUCUCAUGUCAUGCUCCGGCAGCAGCACCAGCAGCGAGAUGAGCCCCGAGGAGCGCGCCCAGGCGGGCAUUUCGCCUGGUCUCGUACGCAUGUCCGUCGGCUACAGUGGCACGGUAGAGCAGCGCUGGAGUCAGUUCGAGCGGGCUCUUUCUCUCCUUCACCCUUUGCCCAAGCAGCAGCAGCAUGUCUAAGCGCUCCGCAUGUAUGUUGUGUGAUAUUCCAUACUUUACAGAACUGGGACGAUGAGGGGCCUGGUAAUUAUGUAGUGAGAAUAAAUAUAUAUGCUGCCCCACCUUCUCCUACUCUUGUUGUAAUUUCUGAUCACUCCCAAUCGCGUGGGAGUUAAACUCUGAAUGAACUUUUCUAGGUGACAUGUUAAUUAUCA
Zingiber officinale is the source of this 1610-nucleotide messenger RNA. Its product is annotated as methionine gamma-lyase-like. NCBI's taxonomy places the organism in Eukaryota, Viridiplantae, Streptophyta, Magnoliopsida, Zingiberales, Zingiberaceae. The record is from RefSeq and is a predicted model, not a curated record. Gene Ontology annotation, biological process: transsulfuration. The transcript is spliced from 2 exons. Gene Ontology annotation, molecular function: pyridoxal phosphate binding; carbon-sulfur lyase activity. Bases 64 to 1416 code for a protein of 450 amino acids. Gene Ontology annotation, cellular component: cytoplasm.